CUAUCCUAAUAUGACUCAAAGACUACUAACCAUAUCUGAUAAUAAUCCUAAUAAAUCGUGUUUCCAUCAUCCCCUUCCCUUUAGACCAACCUUGCCCUCAAGGUUGACAAACUUGACCCACAUUCCCACCUUGAUGUCGCAACUGACACGUUGAUUCCUCCAUUUCUUUCGCUUCCUUUUCUUCCAAUUAUGCACCAUCCCUUCCCAAGCCAUUGAGCCUAGUGGAUAGCCUGUAUGUGUCCCAGGCCUGCUCAGAAAACAAUGCUCAACCUUCGUUUCAAAUACAUUGACCCUUUUCUUGUUCAGCCUGCACCCAAGACCUUGCCCAGCCCACCUUCCUCCUAGUUUCAGCUCGCAACUCCACCUUCUCGUGGCCCACUUCUUUUUCAUCCGCUUUGACCCGUCAAGGCCUACAUGAGUCGACUCAAAGUUUGAUACGCCUGACCGGGCAACCCAGGCUCCUACACAACCCAUCUAACCCGACCUUUGUUGACCCAAGGUUGGCGAACUAGGGUUUUGAUGCUGAAAGAACUCGUCGUCGCCCUCCUCCAUCUCAUUCUUCGACUCCAACAUCUCCUUCAGCGGCGGCAAAGAGAUUCCCCGACAGCAAGUCCAGUCGGCUUCAGCCUCCAUCCCCUCGUCGAACCCGACCAACAGCUCGUCGCUUCCUUCUUAUCCCUCCUUGGCAUCGAGCCCACCUCCAAGCGAAUAAGAGACAUGACCAGGUCGCAUCUCAUCCCCGAUCACACCUCCCCGUGAUUCGAAGCCAUCUCCAGUCGCUCGACCUUAGCCGUCGCCUCCGCGCCAAAAACCGCUUCGGUCGGAAUCUCUUCCUCCACCUCUGCCAUCACCGCGAAAACAACGUCAUUCGGCCCUGCCUUGGGUCUCGCUUUAGUCCGUCAAGUCGCAAGGGUGGCCGUCGAGCCGCAAACCGCCGCCUUCCUCUCGGCCCAGGUAGCCUCGAGAGUCGCCUCUAGCUGGUCCAGCAGUUCCUUAAUGGUGAGUCAUGAUGUACUUAUCGGAGCUUUGACUGGUAGGAACCCGACCGUGGUUGAGAGUUGUGACGAACUCGCUCUCGGAACCAUGCUCUGAUACCAAUUGAUAUGAACAAAGUUCCUGUUGGUUUGAUAUUUGCAAUUUAAGAUUUAUACGAACAAACUUAGUGAUUGAGAUUUGGGAAAGAAAAAGAGAAUGAUAGAGAAUUGGCCUAGUCCUUAGAGAGAUUGAGAAUGAGAAUUGAGAGGAUAUAGUGAUUAGGGUUUGAGAGACUUUUCUUAAUAUUCUUCUUAUUGAUUACAAAUGAUUCACAAAGUACAUAUAUAUAGGGAAUUGCUGGAAAAACCUAAUAGACUAUCCUAAUAUGACUUAAAGACUACUAACCAUAUUGAUAAUAAUCCUAAUAAUAUUAUAAUAACAUAUUAAGAGUUCCAUUGUGUGACCUUUUGUAUCCAUUUCUUGUGUGAAAUACAUAUUAAGAGUUCCAUUUAGGGAUGACAAAAAUAUCUGUAACUGUGGAUAUCCGCCCGAAUUCGGCCUAAUCGGGUAGGGUAGAACCCGAACCCGAAGGACAUUUAGUGGGUAUGGGUAAAAUCCGAACCUGAAUAUUGCGGGUAAUGGGUGGGCAUGGGUUUCUCACUAUCUAACCCGAACCCGCCCGAUUAUACACAUGCAUAUGUAUUCUGUCUAGAAAUAAUCAUUUUUUCUCUAACAUAUUUUAUAUUUAGCAUAUAAAUAUAAUAUUUUCAUGAAAUUGUGUUGUUUUAAUUAAUUUUCUUCAUUCUAGUGAAUUAUUGUCGUACUUUUCUUUUUACGUAAUGUGAGAAUACGUGUGAAUGUUAACAUAUUGGUUAUAGUUAUGAAGAAAAAUCAUUACCCAUGGAUAACCGCGGAUACCCGAAACCCGAAUGGUAUGAACUUGGUUUUAAUUUUCUACUCGUUUCACAUGUGGGUAUGGGUAAAACCCGAACUACUUUGAGUAGGGUAACGGAUAUGCACUAUCCGUCCCCGACCCUACCCAUUGCCAUCCCUAGUUCCAUUGUAACAAAAAUUGAAGACCAAAUUGUUAUGUAUAAUCAUAUACUUCCAGCUGGUUCUUGACAUAGCAGGUUACAGCAAAUCGAUUUGAUUGGUUUGAGUAAUCCUUUUCCCCUUCUUUUCCCUUUAGGGGGUACCCUUUUCCACAGUUUCCCACUCGUAGUUUGGGCAGGGAUGCUGCCCUACACCUAGCUACUGCCCGGCUAAGGGGAAUAUGAACACACCACAACACAGAAGAGAAGAUCGAGAUGAUUUCAUUUGUGGCAUAAAAUCUGGGAGGAGAUGCCGUUGAAAUUGGGCACACGAUUCCGUCGUCCCGCCUCCUCCAGCCCUUCCCCUGUCCCCUCCACAACUACUUUUUCGUCAACCUCUUCUUGAAAUUGGAAGAAAAGCAGAGCAGGGGGGAAAAAGGCAGCUCAAUUGUAAAAAGCAUCACCUUUUGCCUUUUGGGUUUCCCUUUUUAUUAUUCUUCUUUUGCCAUCUAUCUAUCAACGAUCCUCAAUGCUUACUUUCCUACAUUGCUAUGCUCCGGAUCGGAUGAGAUCCAGACUUCUAGUAAUUAUACUGUUCGCCACCCACACCUAUGACACCUCAGAAUUGUUCAAUCCAGGUCAGGUAAGGUAUACCGAAUGAUCAGAAAUAAGCUUCAAUUCCUUUC
Messenger RNA from Linum trigynum, 2692 nucleotides. The record is from the annotation of a GenBank genome assembly. NCBI's taxonomy places the organism in Eukaryota, Viridiplantae, Streptophyta, Magnoliopsida, Malpighiales, Linaceae.